AAGUUUAAGUUGACGAGGCGCUGGACAACUAUUAUCUUGUCCUUAUAUGUCCCAACCACUAUGCUGCUGACGAUUGGUUACGCUACACUCUUCGUUAAGUUUGAAAUUCUGCAGGUAAGACUGGUGGUGAGCUUGACGACGCUGCUGGUGCUCUACACCCUCUUCAACAACACCUCAGACACCCUCCCUACUACCGCCUACGUCAAGAUGGUCGACCUCUGGUUCUUCUUCAGCAUCUUCGUCCUCUUCUUCAUCAUCAUCUUGCACGUGGCGCUGGAGUACGUACCGACGACGCCCUUCAAGAUAACGAAGGUGUUCCCCACGAACGGGGAGUGGGGAAAGGCUCCCAAGAACCCCGUAGCAAGUUGGGAGUUCGGCAGGAGUCCCGAAGCAGUGCUAAAAAUCACCAGGAAGUACAUCAUCCCAAUCACUAUGUUCGUUUUCAAUCUAGUGUACUGGCUGGUGAUUUUUAACUAAUAUUCGGUGGUCGUAGUCUAGAGUCGUGCUCGGGAUUGCUAAUGAAAUCUAUGUACAUGUUUUCGCAGAAAUGAGUCAGGUAUGUGAAUGAAAGAUACGGGAUAAUAGAGAUAAGUAUUUUUUUACUACUUUAUUUUUUUUAUAUCAUUAGAGGCGUAUUCAAUACAUAGCGACA
Penaeus chinensis is the source of this 652-nucleotide messenger RNA. RefSeq lists its product as uncharacterized. Gene Ontology annotation, molecular function: transmembrane signaling receptor activity; monoatomic ion channel activity. Gene Ontology annotation, cellular component: membrane. Gene Ontology annotation, biological process: monoatomic ion transmembrane transport. NCBI's taxonomy places the organism in Eukaryota, Metazoa, Arthropoda, Malacostraca, Decapoda, Penaeidae. The record is from RefSeq and is a predicted model, not a curated record. The transcript has 2 exons. The coding region runs from base 61 to 477 and encodes 138 amino acids.